Molecule: messenger RNA, 3030 nt
Organism: Seminavis robusta
Lineage: Eukaryota; Bacillariophyta; Bacillariophyceae; Naviculales; Naviculaceae
Source: the annotation of a GenBank genome assembly
UGCUGGCUUGCUCGGAUACCUUUGCGCUACUCCAAUGGCAUCACACAUGUGACACAAUUUUGGAUGUACCCGAACCGUAGUGUACAGUACAGCCCAUCAAGUUUAGAGCUUCAGCAGCUGGAGAUCACGAGAAAACAUUUCUCAUGACAAUCGAUACCCACAGUGGUGCGGCGACACCUGGAUCCCCCUUAGCUCGAGCACCGGAAGAUCAGGAAGGUCCAAGAGACUCAGGAAGUGUGACGAGGACGAAUACCAGCCCUUGCAUGUCGGAUAGUAGCAACAGUGAACCCCUUCCGAACACAUCUGUCAAGUAUCAGCGUCAACCUCCCACGUUAUUGGAUACCAUCAACGUCGGUACCACUAAACCUGCCCCCAGCGAUCGUUCUACGGCUGCUUCCAGUACCAGUGGACCGUCUGUUGACUCUAAUAUCAGCAACGGUAAAUCAGGGAUGGAGCCGUUAAGGACCAGUCCUCGUUCCAUUAACAAUGUUAAUGGCUUCCAACAGGAUCCCACCAACCCUCACUCGGGACGUUCCCGCGGAGGCAGUGUUGGAGAAGAUGCCAGCUUCAAGAGCCGCGAUCCACCAACUCAGAUCCAGUUUGGGUCGAAUGGAUCCAUGGUAGUACCAUCCACCAUUGUUGGGCCUCCUCCCAGGGCACCUUCCCCGUACAAUAUGUCCCCUGUGAAUGUAGGGGUGAUUGAUCCCAUGCAGCAACAUCAGUAUCAAAUGCCACCCGACCGCCACCGACGUGCCGAAUCCUGGUCAGGAAAUUUCCCUCCCAUGGCCCCUCCUUCUCCCGGAGGCAGCUUCCAUUAUUAUAAUGGAAUGGGAGCUCCUUCACCCGCGGUACCCUUCUUGAAUGAUCCUCAUGGAGAAAUGAAUGCUUUGCUCGGAGGUUCCGUCACCGAGAGCAUUGGCCGUUCUUCUACUCGCCGUAAGCGCAAGUCGGCUUCAGGAAGCCAUCGCCGUACAUACUCUGCUGGAAGCGCCUACCCUGGUAUGCCUGCCUUUGGGGAACUACCUCCACCACCUCCUCCUCCCCGUAGUCAGCAAUUCUCUCCCCGUAACGAAUUCACCAAGCUCGUUUCCAGCUUCCGUGGAACUCCCGAUUCCCCUUCUGCUCGCAAAACAUUCCAGACUUCUCCACAGGGAACACCUAGGUCUCUCCGACAAUCCUCAAAGGUGUCCUUCUCUCCCAUGGUUUCCACCUCUCCUUCUGUUGGAUAUGGAUCCAUUAAUGUAAACAAUUCCAUGGGCAUGCCUGACUUCCCUGUUAAAAGUGGAGUCCCUGGAACGGGAGGCGGAGAAGCAGUCUUUAUUGCUCAUAAGAACGGACAAUCUCGUCACCGAGAAUCGUCCCGAAAGAGGCACAUGCGUCAGCAAUCUGCACAACUCUUCAUGGAGGAAGUCAAAGGAAUCGAACAACCUCUCGUCUGUCGUGACAUGGUUUUCCUUCUCUUGUUCCUCUUUCACAUUGUUGGCAUUGUGUUCUUGGGAAACACCUACGGGCAUGACGCCUUUCAAAAUGAUGAUGCCCUCUCGGAGAAUGGAGAUGAAGUGAAAUUGUAUUAUUCCAACAUGGUUUACGUUGCUGGUAUGAGCGGUCUCUUUGGAAUAGCCUUUUCCAUGUUGGUGUUUGGACUCAUGGCUGCCAUUGCACGACGAUUCGUUCAAGUCGCCCUGUGCUUGGCCAUUACGAUCAGUUUUGUCUGGGGUACCGUUGGAACAGGUUUGAGUCCAAAGAAUGUGGUCCCCAUCACUGGAUUCGUUGCCCUCGCCUUGUCAGUAGCCUACGCAUUCAUUGUCUGGGAUAGGAUUCCUUUCUGUUCAGCCAACUUGACGACGGCACUGACCGGUGUGAAGGCAAACUUGGGAACCCUUGCAGUUGCCGCUUCAUUCCAAGUUGUCUGUCUACUGUAUUGUGUCUACUUCCUCUUUGUGGUGGUCGGUGUUUAUGAUGCCAUCCAAGAAGAAGACUUGGUGUUAUCCCACAAUAUGCAAGUCUUUGUGUACACGAUGCUGGGGGUUUCCUUUUACUGGACGUACAAUGUCAUUCAGAAUGUUGUCCAAGUCACAACUGCAAGUGUGAUUGCAGCAUGGUGGUAUCACCCAACGGAAACAAACGUUUUUGCCUGCUUCUCGAAGGCUGUCUUCUACUCACUUGGAUCGAUUUGCUUUGGAAGUUUGCUGGUUGGUCCAGUCAGACUAAUUCGACAACUUUCUGCCCUGUUUCGUCCCAAUGCGGACAGCGAUUCAGCGCUCAUGUGCGUGCAUGAAUGCAUGAACUUUAUUCAAACAUGCGUGAGUUCGUGCGUGGAUGGCCUAGCGAAUCACUUCAAUGCUUGGGCCUUUACGUACAUUGGCAUUUAUGGCUAUGGCUUUAUGGAUGGUGGCAGCAAUGCGGCUGAACUCUUCAGGACUCGUGGUUGGACGAUGAUUGUCACGGAUGAUCUAGUACCAAACCUCUUGCUCAUGAUGAGCUUGGUCGUUGGAGGUGCCACAGGACUAUUCGCACAGUUGAUUGACAGUUUUGAAGGCCUUCACAUCAGCAGCAUUGGCCAGCCCGGACCUGUCUCGUUUGUUGUCGGCUUUGUCCUUGGUCUCGCCGUGACAAGCGUGCUCUUUGGCAUUGUCAGCAGCUCUGUGAAUGCUGUUCUAGUCUGCUUUGCUGCCAGCCCCGUUGACUUUGAGAACAACCACCCGGAACUCAGCCAUGAAAUGCGUGCCGCUUGGAGGGAAGUCUGGCCUGGCUGCAUGGACAUGGUGGACCUUCGUGUUGCCCUUGCGAAUCCAUCUCCCCACCACAGCCAGCGUGGCAGCGGUAUUCCUGCAGAGUUCCUCUAAAGAGAAGUGUAUCAUGUGAUUAUUACAGUUUUGCCACAAGGAAAAUUUGUUCGGUUGAAGAUCUACAUGUUAAUUACCAACCUGCAUGGCGUGUGAAGUAGCUACCUCAACUCAUUUGAUCGCAGUGAGACAAGCAUGAUAGCUUUUAAAUAAGUUGUACUAAGAGUCGCCAUUGCUUUCAUUC